Ilyonectria robusta is the source of this 1411-nucleotide messenger RNA. RefSeq names its product TFIIH subunit Tfb4/p34. Lineage: Eukaryota; Fungi; Ascomycota; Sordariomycetes; Hypocreales; Nectriaceae. Bases 242 to 1324 code for a protein of 360 amino acids. The record is from RefSeq and is a predicted model, not a curated record. Gene Ontology annotation, cellular component: transcription factor TFIIH holo complex; transcription factor TFIIH core complex. The transcript has a single exon. Gene Ontology annotation, biological process: regulation of DNA-templated transcription; nucleotide-excision repair.
CAGACCCGUCGCACCCAGUCUAGCCGCGCAUCAAGCUUUCUCCCAGCUUGAGCCUCAACUUUCGUCACGCCGAAAACCAACCAUUCUCGCAACGACAUCCCUGAUCCGUCUUCGCACCGCCUCGCUCGCCGGCCCCGAAUCAUCUCCUCCGCACUCUAGGGCUCCGAACAGCGGCUGGCCUCGCUCUCCCCGGACCUCGUAGCUGCCUCGACCGCCCCCAAGAGCCGUCCCGCAGCCAACCAUGGACGCCGUCGACGUUUCCGAGCACUACGAGGUCACCACCGCCGAAGAGACGCCCUCGCUCCUCUCCAUCGUCCUCGACACCAACCCGCGCGCCUGGGCUGCCCUCGGCGAUGUGUUGCCCAUGUCCCGCGCCAUCGCCAACAUCCUCGUCUUUGUCAACGCUCACCUGGCCUUCAGCAACGCCAACGAGGUAGCCCUCAUCGCUGCCCACCUCGACCGCGCCGCCUGGCUGUAUCCCUCGCCGCCGAACCCCAAGUCAAAGGCCGCCGAUGCCUCUGGUGAUGUCCCCAUGCAGGAUGCCCCGACCGCUGCUGCUUCGUCCUCGGCGAAUAAGUACCCGCACUUUGCGCAGAUCGAGACGGCCGUCCUCUCUUCCCUGCGGAAGCUUGUCGACAAGACCACCGAGGCUGACCUUGCCGCCACCACGACACAGCUCUCAGGUGCUCUGACGUUGGCUCUCUGCCACAUCAACAAAGCCGCGCAGGCUCUGUGCUCGCCAGCCGCCAACUUGGAGGACAGCCGCAAGGCCAACGCCGCCGACGCACCGCCCACCGUUCACGGCCGCAUUCUCGUCAUCUCUGUCUCUGACUCGGAGCCCUCUCAGUACAUCCCGACCAUGAACGCCGUCUUCGCUGCUGCCCACGCCCAGGUCGUCAUCGACACCCUCUCCCUGUCUGGCGACCCGACCUUCCUCCAGCAGGCCUGCUUCAACACCGGCGGCACCUUUCUCGCCGCCACCCAUCCGCAGGGCCUGCUUACAUAUCUCAUGUUUGGCCUGAUGGCUGACAGCCAGGCUCGCGAGGCUCUCAUCGCGCCCACACACGAUACCGUGGACUUCCGCGCUGCGUGUUUCUGCCACGGCCGGGUUGUCGAUACUGGCUUCGUGUGCUCUAUCUGUCUGAGCAUCUUCUGCGAAUUGCCUCCUGGCGCCGAGUGCUUGACAUGCGGCACCAAGCUCGCACUAGGCAACUAUGGCGCCAAACCCGCUGUCGUUCCCCGGAAGAAGAAGAAGAAGAGACGCAUCGUCAACGGCAACUCGCGCGAAGAAACGGGAAGCGCAACCGGGACACCACGUCCAUAAGCCAGGAACAUGUACAUAACUAUUUCCCAGGGCAUUACUGCCGCAUGCUUGCGUCCACUGGCUUUCUUGGCUGCCCAAGAACCCCAG